Molecule: messenger RNA, 2917 nt
Organism: Dendroctonus ponderosae (mountain pine beetle)
Lineage: Eukaryota; Metazoa; Arthropoda; Insecta; Coleoptera; Curculionidae
Product: pyruvate dehydrogenase phosphatase regulatory subunit, mitochondrial
Exons: 16
Coding region: 121-2823 (900 amino acids)
Cellular component (GO): cytoplasm; mitochondrion; mitochondrial matrix
Molecular function (GO): oxidoreductase activity; protein binding
Source: RefSeq, a predicted model, not a curated record
GGGACCAAUGCAAAGUAACCUCAAUUUGAAAAUUCAAAACAAUUCUUUUAACCAAAAUGUCAAAAUUUCCAGUUAAAUAAUGCUUUAAACUAAGUAGAAUUGCUUCCGAUAGUCACCAGCAUGCUUUCCAGAUACAAAUACAAAGCCCAGACGUCUAAACCUAUAAGGAAAAGCUUUCAGAGGGCUCUGUCGGCUCUCUCAGAGCAACGAAUCUCCCCCGGGGAUCCAGUCACUCCGCCCCCCAACCACGCCAGAGUGGUGAUAUGUGGGGGUGGCAUUAUGGGGGCCUCCGUGGCCUACCACCUGGGAAAACUCGGUUGGGGCUCCGACACGGUUCUGAUUGAGCAAAACCGGGUUGGAGGUGGGACCACUUGGAAUUCUUCUGGUCUAAUUGGAGUGUUCAAACCCACCCUGUCUCAAGUGAGCCUGACGAAGUCCAGUGUGGCUUUAUACGAGCAGCUCAAGGCUGCAGGACUGGCCACGGGAUGGAAGCAAUGUGGCAGCUUGAAUUUGGCCAGGACUCGCGAUCGGUUGGUUAACUUCAGGAAAAUGAAGGCGCAGUCCAUAGCGUGGAAAAUUGACUGCGAAAUCCUCACUCCCGACCAGUGCCAGGCCAAAUGCCCCUUGUUGAAUGUGGACGAUCUGUAUGGAGGUCUGUGGAUACCGGGGGAUGGAGUUGGCGACCCAUACGAAACGUGCAUUUCACUGAUGGAUGAGGCUAUGAAAAUGGGAGUGAAGGUGAUUGAAAACUGUUCGCUGAAGAAAGUGGUACAGGAAAGCGGAAAAGUGGCCGCCGUCGACACAACAUUGGGCCCGGUUAACUGCGAGUUUUUCGUCAAUUGCGCCGGCUUUUGGGCGAGAGGGAUCGGCCAGCUGUCGGAGCCCUAUGUCAAAGUGCCCUUACAUGCGGUGGAACAUUAUUACUUACACACCAAACCGGUGCCUGGACUAGACCCCAUGACUCCAGUGGUGCGGGAUCAGGAUGGGCACGUCUAUUUUCGGGAGAACAACGGUCGCCUGUUGGCUGGAGGAUUUGAACCUGUCGCCAAACCAGCUUUUGAGGACGGCAAAAUACCAACCAGUCCAAAGGAGCGGCAACUUCCCGAGGACUGGGACCACUUCCAUGUGCUUCUCGAGCAACUUCUCCAUCGGGUGCCCAGCUUGGGCAAUGCCGUGUUGGACCGGCUGUGCAACGGGCCCGAAGCCUUCAGCCCCGAUUGUAAAUGGAUCGUCGGCGAAGCUCCUGAGAUUCGCAACUACCUGGUUGCGGCUGGGAUGAAAACGGUCGGCAUAUCAGCGGCCGGUGGCGUGGGCAAAGCGACCGCCGAACUUAUUGUUGACGGAGAGACCGGCUACGACAUGUACGAGUUGGAAGUUUCGCGCUUUUUAGGACUGCACAACAACCGGAAAUUCCUUCGGGACCGAGUGAAAGAAGUUCCCGGGUUGCACUACGGCAUGAAUUACCCGUUCUCCGAGUUCCAAACUGGCCGCAACUUGAGAAUGUCGCCGGUUUACCCGAAACUUCGUGAAGCAGGAGCGGUAUUCGGCCAGGUGAUGGGCUACGAGCGGCCGACUUGGUUCGACUUCGAAGCUAUGCGAGAUCAUGAAGACUUCGACUGGUCAAUGCCUUACAGGAUAGCAUACACGAACACAUUUGGAAAGCCACCUUGGUUCGAUUUUGUGGCCAGGGAAUAUGCAGCAUGCCGAGAAGGCGUUGGCAUCAGUGACUACUCGUCGUUUACCAAAGUGGAUCUUUGGUCGAAGGGAAACGAGGUUGUCGAGGCUCUUCAGUUCGUCUGCUCUAACGAUGUGGACGUUCCGGUUGGCAGUAUUAUUCAUACUGGCAUGCAGAACUCCAAGGGAGGCUACGAGAACGAUUGUUCAUUGGCAAGGCUUUCGCCCAAUCACUAUAUGAUGAUCGCCCCCACAAUCCAACAGACGCGGUGCAAAGUGUGGUUGCAAAAGCAUCUCCCGGCCACCGUGGCCAUAUCGGAUGUAACCAGCAUGUUUACAGCGCUGUGCAUUAUGGGGCCUUUCACUAGGACGCUGCUGUCUGAGCUUACAGACACCGACCUGGAUCCAAAGCACUUUCCAUUUUUCACAUACAAAAUGUUGGAUAUCGGCCUGGCUAAUGGCAUCCGCACCAUGAAUCUAACCCAUACUGGCGAGCUCGGAUAUGUCUUGUAUAUACCUAACGAGUUUGCUCUGCACGUUUACUCCAGCUUGAUAAAUGCGGGGGAAAAGUAUGAUAUUACUCAUGCGGGCCACUACGCCACCAGGGCGCUGCGAGUGGAGAAGUUUUACGCCUUUUGGGGGCAGGAUUUGGACACCACUACGACGCCUUUAGAGUGCGGUCGAGUUUGGCGUGUAAAGUUUGAUAAAAAAGUCGAUUUUAUCGGGCGCGAUGCUUUGCUAAAGCAACGGGAAGAAGGAGUAAGGAGAAUGUACAUUCAAUUGGUGCUGGAGGACCACGACAUGGAAACCGACUUGUGGCCUUGGGGUGGAGAGCCGAUUUACCGCAAUGGGCAGCAUGUAGGAAUUUGUACCACCACCGGCUACGGAUUCACUUUCAAAAAACAGGUUUGUCUGGGAUUUGUGGAAAACAUCGAUGAUAAGGGCGAACAGCACAAAGUGACGCACGAUUUCAUUAACAGUGGCCACUUUGAGGUGGACAUUGCGGGGAUCAGGUACCACGCUAAAGCUAAUAUUCAUUCGCCGAUUCUGCCCACGAAAUAUCCGGAUAAGGAGCGCGAUGUGUACCGAGCAACCCGAGGAAAGGGCGACGAGCAGCGCGAUGCUCAUCAAAUAGUGAAAGCCAUCUAAUGGCACCUUUAUUGUUGCUGAUCUGUGGAAUGUUCUCAAAAAAUGUGUGUAAAUAGAGGUAGGCGUUAAAAUAAAACAUAUUUUGCUUAAAAAA